Messenger RNA from Meloidogyne enterolobii, 977 nucleotides. Lineage: Eukaryota; Metazoa; Nematoda; Chromadorea; Rhabditida; Meloidogynidae. The record is from the annotation of a GenBank genome assembly.
UUUAAAAAUUUACUUGAUGUGGCUGGUAGCUCAGUUGGUAGUGUUCUCCCCUCACAUUUUUAAGGGGUGUGGGUUCGAGUACUUUUGGGUCCCGUUGUUUUUUUCUCUUAUUUUCAAGGCUGUUUUCUUUGAGUUUUCAAUUUAAAAAAUUUUUUUAGGCUUAAAAAAAUUUUUUUCUAGGCUAAAAAUUUUUUUUUGUUAUUUUUUGAAAUUUUUCUAAAUCCCAUUUUAUUAAAAAAUACUCAAUGUUUAAGCAAUUUUACUCGUUAGUUUUAAUGUUUGCAUUUUAAAUGCACUUUAAUUUUUUGUAAAUAUUUUUUUUUCAAAAUCAAUUUUUAUUUGAAAAAUUUUUUUAAAGGAAAAAAAUAAAUUUUUUAAUAAUAAAAAUAAUGGAAGAACAACAAAGAAAUGAUGACAUUCCAAUGAUUGACGGGGCAGAAGCUUCUUCUGGCAGUUCUUCCGCAGCAAAUAAUACUUUGUCUUCUUCCUCUUCUUCUGCUCAACGCUUUUCUAUUGUGGAUGUACUUGGAAAUGAUGAUUCAAUGAAUAGUAGCGGGGGAGGGCUUUCUAGUGAUGGAAAAGAGGGAACAAGUAAUUCUGCUAUAGCUACUAUUGUUCCUGUGCCUCCGGAUCCGAUGCAUUCGGCAAUGUAUGACUACGACGAGGGCGCAGUUCUACAACGCUUGCAGCUUCUCUAUCCCUAUACUGAUAUUCAAAAAUUGCCUCGAAUUUGGAGUAAAACAGAUCGUUGGUCACUCCCCCAGCAAAAUAAUAGUGUUAGCCAGCAAUUGCCAAUAUUGGAACUUUCUGCCGAUUUCUUGCGUGUUACUAAACGCAAAGGAACUAAUCAAAACAGUAAAGACGCUGCUGCCGUUCGUGCAAAUAGACCAAUUCCACGUUCUUGUAUUGUUUAUUAUUUUGAAAUUACUGUUGUUAGUAAAGGACAAGAUGGGUUAGUUUUAAAUUAUAUUAGGUAA